UUCAGUUUGCAUUACUAGACAAACCAGUAUAAAAUACGUAAUGGAGCGUCGUGUUCGCAGUAUGCCAGUUUACACAUAUGUGUCUCACCCCUCUGUGGACGGACUGUACGCUAUUCCGUCAGUAACAACGCAAGAAGGUUUCGACGCUGCAAUAUCCUACCAAGCUAGGCCUGGAGAUAUUUUUCUUUGUACAUACCCAAAAUGUGGAACAACAUGGGUUCAGAAUGCACUCCUGGGAAUGAAAUAUGGACGACCCUUAGCAAAAAAUGAAAAGCUGAACAUCAUGUUUCCCCACCUUGAAUUUAAUGGUAUAGAUGCCGUUGAAAAUGUGGAAGACCUCCCACGAAUGAUAAAAACACAUCUUUUGUUUGAUAUGACACCAUGGAAUCAACAAUCAAAAUAUAUAUGUGUAGCUCGAAACCCCAAAGAUUGCUUCGCUUCAUUCUUCUAUCACACUGUCGGGUUUACCCACUUAUACCACUACGAGGAUGGAAAAUUUGAUGAUUUCUUUGAACUACUGAUCAGUGGGAAAGUUGAUUCCGGGGAUUUUUUUGAUUUUUCAACAAAGUGGUGGGCUAUGAGUAAAGAAAAGUCAAAUGUUUUGUACGUAUUAUACGAAGAUCUGAAGUACGAUCCUCAUGGGUAUGUUGUAGAGAUCAAAACUCCAGAAUCAGAAGAUUCACAUUGUACCACUACAGUUUGUAUGAGAGCUCAAGAUUCAAUUCCCUAUUUAAUACGAAAAUAA
Messenger RNA from Styela clava, 745 nucleotides. Its product is annotated as sulfotransferase 1C2-like. Gene Ontology annotation, molecular function: sulfotransferase activity. NCBI's taxonomy places the organism in Eukaryota, Metazoa, Chordata, Ascidiacea, Stolidobranchia, Styelidae. The record is from RefSeq and is a predicted model, not a curated record.